GGUGCAGCUGCAGAGGAAGAUGAUGUGAAGUCCCAGCUUGAGAAGUUGUGGCAAGAGGUGAAUUCAUUGAAAGAGAUGCAAGCGUUGCAAACAGUCUGUCUCCGUGGCAUCAAAGCUCACAGGAAGUGUUAUCUUAUAAUUGAGGAGCCCAGACAUUACCAUGAAGCAAAUGAGGACUGCAUCGCACAAGGGGGAACUCUUGCAACACCACGAGACAUGACGGAAAACGAUGAACUGAGAGACUAUGCAAAGAGGAGUGCUCCAGGAUCCAAGGACUUCUGGAUUGGUGUGGCAGACAUAGUGAAAGAAGGCCUGUAUGUCGAUGUCAACAGUCUGCCAGUCAGCUACUUCAACUGGGACCGCUCCAAGAAGCAGCCCACAGGAACGAAGAGGGAGAGUUGUGUUGCUCUUUCAGUGGCCACACGAGGAAAGUGGUAUGAUGAGGUGUGUCGCAGCCUGAAAAAGUACAUCUGUGAAUAUGUCAUUCCUUAAG
Molecule: messenger RNA, 493 nt
Organism: Monopterus albus (swamp eel)
Lineage: Eukaryota; Metazoa; Chordata; Actinopteri; Synbranchiformes; Synbranchidae
Gene: clec3a
Product: C-type lectin domain family 3, member A
Exons: 2
Coding region: 76-492 (138 amino acids)
Biological process (GO): ossification
Source: RefSeq, a predicted model, not a curated record